This is a messenger RNA of Galdieria sulphuraria, 345 nucleotides long. RefSeq lists its product as uncharacterized. The record is from RefSeq and is a predicted model, not a curated record. The coding region runs from base 29 to 265 and encodes 78 amino acids. The transcript has a single exon. Lineage: Eukaryota; Rhodophyta; Bangiophyceae; Galdieriales; Galdieriaceae.
UCUUUGCCUCACCCAGUCCAACAAUACUAUGCAUCCUAGCGAACUAAUCGUUACAGAUCCCAACCAGUAUCGAGAAAUAACCAACUCGGACAUUUUGCCCUCAGAAAUUUUGGACGGAGAAUUUUUAGUUCUGCUAUUUUUAGCUUGUGAAAGAAUUGCCGUGCUACUAUCAAAUAUUAAGAAGCUUGUUGAAUAUAUCUUGUUUAAACUUCAACUUUCUGGUGCACUAGUCAGAACAAAAAUCGCUGAUUGGUUGAAUACGUGAGUAUCCUCGUGAAGACGCAGCUAGAGCAGUGCCACUUUUAAUCCAGCAGGAAAAUGUACUAUAAAAAGUAUUUUUACAGU